Messenger RNA from Loa loa (African eye worm), 2059 nucleotides. RefSeq names its product trehalase. Gene Ontology annotation, biological process: trehalose catabolic process. The coding region runs from base 1 to 2043 and encodes 680 amino acids. The transcript is spliced from 10 exons. Gene Ontology annotation, molecular function: alpha,alpha-trehalase activity. The record is from RefSeq and is a predicted model, not a curated record. Lineage: Eukaryota; Metazoa; Nematoda; Chromadorea; Rhabditida; Onchocercidae.
AUGCAUCCGUUACUAUUCUCAAUAUUUUAUAUCUUUAUGAUGCAGUUAUUCACCGCUGAUAGUGAAUGCAACGAGAAAUUAUUUCACAACAGAUACUGUGUUAUAAAACGAUUUAAACGACGACCUAACAAUAUCACAAAAAAUGACACAAUAACAACAGAAACAGAUACGCUUCUCGACCAACUUGAAAUGAUGACAAUAAUUAGUAAUAAUGAGACAAUUAGGAUUAAGCAGAAGCAAGCGAUCUUCAAUCAAGAUGAUAUUUUAAGUUCAGAAUUUGAACCUCCAGAAUUUGCCUGUAACAGAAAUCAUUCAAAAGCAGCAGAAAUUUAUUGUUACGGAGACAUACUGCAUGUAGUGAUGAUGUUGGGCCUAUACAAGGAUUCGAAAACAUUUGUUGAUAAGCCAUUGAAAAAGGAUCCAGAUGAAGUGACCGCCGAUUUUCAAAGACGUUUUUCGAAAGCAGUCACAGAAGAAGACCGUGAGCAGGUGGAACAAUUCAUUGAGGAUAAUUUUGGCGUUGAAGGAGAGGAGCUUGAUCAGUGUGAAUUAUCAGACUGGCAAGAGGAACCUGAACGACUGCUUACUAUCGAAAAUAGUGCUCUACGACAAUUUGCACUCCAGAUUAAUUACAUAUGGAAACAUUUAUGUAGAACUGUGAAAAAAGAGGUUAAAGAACAGCCACAACGACAUUCCCUAAUUUACGUACCGAAUGAAUUCAUCGUACCGGGUGGACGUUUUCGUGAAUACUACUAUUGGGAUGGUUAUUGGAUUAUUAAAGGGCUUCUAGCAUCAGGUAUGCAAAAUACAACUCGUCGAAUGAUUGAAAAUUUCGCCCAUCUUAUAAAUACUUUUGGUUUUAUCCCGAAUGGUGGACGAAUCUACUAUUUACGACGAUCACAACCACCACUAUUUAUUCCAAUGGUUUACGAAUAUUACGCGGCCACAAAGGACGAUGAUUUCUUGGCCUCAGUAAUUGAAGCUAUGGAAAAAGAAUUAUUCUUUUGGAAGACAAGGCGUUCCAUAACAAUAGAAAAGAAUGGUCGGAACUAUACAGUAUUUCGUUAUCGAGCUGAAAGUAACAUACCAAGACCAGAAUCAUAUCGUGAGGAUUACGUAACAACUCAGCACGUAUUGCCAUCAAAAAAACGUGCUUUAUGGCGUGAUAUAGCAAGCGGAGCUGAAUCAGGAUGGGAUUUCAGCAGCCGUUGGUUUGCUGAUCGGAAAACAUUGGAAACCUGCGAAACGUCAAACAUAGCACCGGUUGAUCUGAAUGCAUUUAUGUGCUGGAAUAUGGGUAUACUGGCACACAUACAUGGUCAUCUUGGAAAUCUAACACGUCGAAAUGAGCUAAACAAAGAACGAAAUAUUUUCAUAGAUACAUUUACUGAUGUAUUUUAUGAUAAAAGAGAAAAAGCAUGGUUUGAUGUAAAUAUUCGAACUGGCAAACGGAACUAUGAAACAUAUCCUUCCAUUGCAAUACCAUUAUUUGCUGAAUGUUAUCGACGAUUGGAUACACGAAUGAUGAAUGAUGUACUCAACACAUUACAACGAAGUGGAAUUCUAAACUUUCCCUUUGGAGUCCCUGUUAGUUUGAUCGAAGGUACAAAUCAACAAUGGGAUUUUCCAAAUGGAUGGGCAAACGUGAAUCAUAUGAUUAUCGAAGGAUUACGAAGAUCUAAUUACUACAGGAUGCAACAAAAAGCAUUCGAUAUCGCACGAAAAUGGAUCGACCUCAACUAUAAAGCUUAUUUAAAAGAUGGCAAAAUGUGGGAGAAAUAUGAUGUCACUAAACCGUAUGAAAAAAAAGCUGGAGGCGGUGAAUAUGAGAUACAGAAUGGUUUUGGUUGGACGAAUGGAGUAGCACUCGAUCUACUGGUCACCUACGGGAAACUAUUAUCAUUUAAAGAUGAAAUGAAGGAUGUUCGAAGUACUUCACGUACAACUACUAUUUCCCCUGAUUUUAUUUUAUUAUUAACAUUGACACUUUUAUUAAUGGUUAAUGAUAACGCAAUCUGGUUGGGCAUGACAGCUCUCAGCUGAUGUUUUUACUAUCGAA